AGUCAGAUGAACUCAGUCAGAUGAACUCACAACUGAAGGAAAGGUGAAAUAUCCAAACCUGAAGAACGAGAGCGAACUGAACCAUCAGUGAACACUCAAGCCAGUAAGGAGCGCAAUAAUGGCUCAUAUCAAGUCUGAGCUGAGUGAUGAGUUUAAUCAACUCAUAACUGAGAUGAACAUGGAGUGGACGAAUGAAUUCCCUACAACGCAUAUGGAACUGUUCAGGGAGAUGAUGCAUAUUGAGCCUGUUGAGCCAGAGCUCCAGGAAGAAAUGUAUAGCCAGGAACAGGAUACCAGUGAAGAACUGGAAGACCUAAUAAGGCAAAUCAGGAUGGAUACUAUUGUCAAUACUACUAUUGACAAUGAUGUCAAUGAAAUUUUGUCUCCUGAGUCUGCCCACCUACACACCAACCCCCAGGCAGACACACAUGGCCAGGAACAGUACAAUAAUGUUCCACUGAUGCUGCCUGAAGGCCUCCACUGUAUUGGCAUAUGGAAUGGACAGCCAGUGUAUGCUUUUCCAGAGAGUCUCACCUGUCCUGUCUCUGCUCCUCAACCAAACACCUCCAACUCAAAAAAGAGAAAGCGUGAGAGCACGCAGGAGGAUGAUGCGGCUGAGUACAUCAAGAAGCCCCCAAAUGCCUUCAUGAUUUAUAUGAAGGAGCAGAGAGCAAAUGUGGAGGCCGAGCUCAACACCAGAGGGAGUGCAGCCGUCAACACUGUCCUGGGACAGAGGUGGAAGUCACUGACUAAAGAGGAGCAGGACAAAUAUUACGAACAGGCCCAAAACUUAAAGGAGAUCCAUGUCCAGCAACACCCAGAAUGGAGCAAUAAAAAUAACUAUGGCAAAAAGAAGAAGAAGAUCAGAGGGAAGAGAAAUGUCCCCAAGGCUGAAGAGUCUGCUUCCAGACCUGAGACACAGACGGAUGAGGUCCCGUCUUGCUCCUGGAUGCACUGAGUGCUUCUCUUCUUUUUCUUCUCUCUCUCUCUCUCUCUCUCUCUCUCUCUCUCUCUGCUCUCCAGUCUUGAAGUUUCUCUGCUGUGUUCAUGCAUGACAUCCACCAUCUGUGUGUCUCUCUCUCCCCCCCCUGCAUCCGCCUUCUCUCUACCCUCACCUCACCCCCCCUGGCCUGUCCUUAUUGAUGACUUUGUGGAGUUUGCAUGGCCACACAUCUGGACCAAAAGCACGGCAGUUUAAAGGUCAGCUCUCGCAGGAGGAAUGUUUAAGGACCACGGGAAAUUUGAGGACCUAAUUUUGCAAAGAAUCCUGGCCAGAAAGGCUUGGAUUUAGAAAUGGCAGUUGCAGGGAGUCACGUGACCAUCGCGAGGGAUGUAGACGCUUCGCUUCGUCGCUCCGCAGAACCCCCCAAUAUUUAAGCAUUAUUUACAUAUCCAACGCUACUUUUUGCGCUCUCGGUUAACUUUUUCUGUUUUCUGGAAGUUUUGUGCACAUUGAGAUGCCAAAUUUGAGGGGACAGACAAACAGGCAGCCACCAACACCUUGUCCAGCCGAUAGCGUGGCAGCUAGCUCGAAACAAGCGACAAACAAACAGCCAGCUACAUCUCCUUCAGCCGUCAGCGUGGCGACAACAGCAAGUUCGAAUAAAACAACAAAUGCCGACAAUGUGGCGAUGGCAGCAGGUUUGGAAAAAACAACAACCUCUUCAGCCGACAACGAGGAGCUCGCCGUGCUAGUUAAGCAAGCAGUGGCAGAAGCUAUCAAAGAGGCCAUCCCCACACUCGUGGAAGACGUGGUGUCUCAGCUGACUGACAAGACACAGGCUUUGGUGGAUGCACAGGUCGCGGUAUUCCGUGGCGAGAUGGUUGCCAUACGGGCUGAGAUUUCUAAGUGUGUGGAUUAUAUGGAGAAGGACGAGAACCGUGUGGAGGAGGUGGACAGUCGGCUCUCUUCAUCGGUGAGCAAAUUGGCAGAAAAACAUGCACAGCUGGAGGAUAAAAUUGCCGACAUGGAAGACAGGUUGCGCAGAGACAAUAUACGUGUGCACGGAGUCCCUGAAAACGCAGAGACACUGAAUGUUCUUGUUUUCCUGACGGACGCCAUACCACGGUGGUUUCCUAACCUGGGACCUGUUGAAAUUAUGCGCGCGCACCGUCUAGGUGCUCCGAAGGAAGACGCAAAUGGCAAACCUGUGUCUCGCACCAUUAUCUUCAAGCUACUGCGCUUCACUGACAGAGAUAGGAUCCUGAAAGCGGCGCGCGGUGCGGCAGUGGAGAUGGAGGGAAGACCCAUCCGCUUCACCCCGGACUACAGCCCGCACACAUUCAGACGCAGGCUGGCCUUCUCCGAGGCAAUGGACGCUCUGCAGAAACUGAACUUUCGCACUUUUCUCCUCUAUCCUGCAAAACUUAAGGUGAUGCGAGGAGGAGUGAGCCACUUUUUCAACACCCCAAGGGAAGUAAAAGGUUUCAUUAACUCCCUCGGUGAAUAGUUUCACUAAACAGGUGCACCACAAAAGAUCAAUUUCUAAGGACACUUGGAACCUCUUACUAGACUUCAGCACAAUGAUUACAGACGACAUGUGGAAGUACGAUGAGGAAGGAGCAUGGCCUGUCCUUAUUGAUGACUUUGUGGAGUUUGCACAGCCACACAUCGGGACCAAAAGCACAGCAGUUUAAUGGUCAGCUCUCGCAGGAGGAACAUCCAUGUGAGGUUCCUACAAAACAAGAGAGCGCAGUGAGCAGAGGACAAACGGACGGCACUGAGCGGAGAACUAUGUUGCUGGUUCAACCCUCAGGACUCCCUCCUGCACCUGCCCUCUCUCUGUCCUCACCUCACCUCAACCCAACCACCCCACCCUACCCCACCCUACCGCACCCUGCCCUACCCCACCGUA
Larimichthys crocea (large yellow croaker) is the source of this 2855-nucleotide messenger RNA. Its product is annotated as transcription factor 7-like 1-A. Lineage: Eukaryota; Metazoa; Chordata; Actinopteri; Sciaenidae. Gene Ontology annotation, cellular component: beta-catenin-TCF complex; chromatin. The transcript has 12 exons. The coding region runs from base 119 to 958 and encodes 279 amino acids. Gene Ontology annotation, molecular function: RNA polymerase II cis-regulatory region sequence-specific DNA binding; DNA-binding transcription factor activity, RNA polymerase II-specific. Gene Ontology annotation, biological process: regulation of transcription by RNA polymerase II; canonical Wnt signaling pathway. The record is from RefSeq and is a predicted model, not a curated record.